AUUCUUAUUUUAAUAAUUUUCUAAAAAAAACCGACUUGUGGCCAAAUUUCGGGCCCGCUAGCCCAGUGUGCUAUGCAAUAUUUAAGACCAUCGUGCUUAAAACAAGAACGAACGUCCUUUAAUUCAGCACUGUUUUUUUUGAGUGUGGCUGAGUGUCGUUUACUAUAGCGUCAAAAUAUAUAUGUUCUAUUUAAGUUAUGCACAGACGUUAAAAAUGGAAAGCAAGUUUAUGAGCGUCUAUCCUGGAGCUGGGACCGUGGCUUUAAGGCGCGUCAUGGAUGCUAUGUCGUUGUUCUAUGAAAAGCGUUCAGCGGCACACCGGCGCAAACACUUUAUGGUUAUCCAAUGUCCACGGCCAGGACUGUGUUUCGUAUUUCACGGAAUGAUUCUUAGUGCAUGUGAGCAUUUUGCCAUAGAUUUUCUGACAAAACAGGGAAGUGAAAUAUGCGACGACUGUGAUGUGCUGCUCCAAAUAGGAUCACGACUUCCUCAAAACUAUAUUACGCGCAACUCACGGCUAAUGGGAAAGUGGGGCCCCGAGGAGAAUUCAUCAUAUCUAACAUUUCAACUGAACCGUGGAAAAUCUUUUUGGAUGCAAAUAUUGCUUACUGAGGAGUGCUUUUUCAUUUCAGUGAAUGGCUUUCAUUUUGCAAAAUAUAUUCACCGUAUGCCUUAUCGGUGGCUUGAAGCUGUAGACGUUCUUGGGGAUGUUUCCGAUAUUGUAAUCGAUACGUACUACGUGUCAGAGUAUCCUAUACGCCUAACUCAUUCAUUGCCUCGACCUAUUCCAUAUCUAUACGAUACGGCAGUUACAAAAUUUCUCCAGGAUGGACAGAACCUACAAAGCGAAUGGAUUGUCUUGUCUUCUCUAGCAAAAAUGUCAUCUAAAAAGUACUUGUAUAAGACAAGCCUUCCCCUUCCCUUUUAUGGAAAGCUGUUGGAAGAUCAGAUCCUCGUUGACGGAUGUGCACUUCGAAUCGAAGGACGUGUACGUUUAAUGCCCCAAAGGUUCAGUAUAGCGUUCCAGAAAGGACAGGAAAUUUGGCCGCAACCGACAGUUUCGUUUUAUUUUAGCCCCUGCUUCUUGCGAAGUAGACAUGAUAAAAUCGGUAAGGCUAUAAUCACAAGACGUGCCUAUUUAAAUGGUGAGUGGGUGAACUGUACAGUGUCCCGCCUAAAUACAAGUCUUAGACCAGGCGGCGCCUUUGUCAUAGUAAUUGUAUGCCGAGAUAGCUACUACGAGAUUUUUGUAAACAACAAGUCCUUGUUUCACUUCAAGUACCAAAUGAAGCCCGAUUGUGUUGAUAUUGUGAAUAUCCGUGGAGAUAUUAAGCUUUGGGAAGUGGUAAUCGAAUCCAGCAAAAUGGUUAAAAAGCAACAACGAGGCCGUACGGCUGUGGAGCGAGCUAUGAGUGCCUGGAAGCGCACAGGAGACCCGUAACUUAAAACAAAACUAUUACUAGCCACACCCCUUCUGGGUGGUUUAAUUAUUAAACCACUAUUCGAAAAACUUGUUUAUAAAAUUUAUUAAAACCACGUCGUUACUCGUAAAGUAAGAGUGCAUAGUGUAUUCGUUGAAAAGAAUGUAACAAAUAAACGUUUCCCGACCCUAUAAAGUAUACAUAUUCUUGAUCAGGAUAAAUAGCCAACUCAAUCUUGCCAUGUCUGUCUGUUACAUUCUUUUCAAUGAAUACAAUAUACCCUUUACUUUUUCAACUCUGGAAGGUUUAACUAUUAAACCACUAUUCGAAACCACUUGUCUAUCAAAUUUAUUAAAACCUCAUCGGUGGUUUGGGGUCUUAUUCCGUUAAAUAACGUUUUUCACCUGGUUUUCAAUCCAAUUUUAUUUUUUAUCUCCAGUUCUGCUAAGGAGGUUUCCGAAUAUAGGCGCUAGAACUCGACAAACUUUGAAUAAAUUGGUAAAACUGAAAUUCCGACAACAUAAAUUAAUUCUUAAAAAAUUCACACCUGAAAACCGAAAAUAGUUGUAUUAUUUUAUCUUGAAGAUGAAACAUUCUCGAGUUUAACAAGCUAUUAACUUCAAAAAUCAGCCGGUAAACCGAUUAAGAGCUUAAAAAAAAAGAAGUGUUUCGCUUUCAUCGCCCUUUCUCCUGAACCAAAUAAUUUUCCUUAAGUCUUGGUCUGCAAUCCCUUUAGUUAUAGCUCGUGUACUACUCGUUACGAUCGGAAUAAUAAUUGUUAAAAGUCGGAGCAUUCGACUUUAGAGUUCCUUCUUGUUGCAACUUGCAAUGUUAGCCAAGGCAAAACAAAGGACUUCAACAAUAUCCAAAUAAAGAAUUUUGAUUCGAUCUUUACCUACCAAACACACAUGGCUGCACCAAGUACUCUGCAACUAAAAUAGGUCUGCGCUCUGGAGUUAAGGCUUAGGGCACCGCGCAGCGCCCAGCUCAUAAAUGUCAAGGUGCUGUCGACGUCAAGUGAGCGUCUGCCCAUAAGCAGCACGGGUAGCAAAAGUAGACGCCGCUUUGCCAGCCAGUCCGCGCUUCUGGCCCCUUGCAGAGCCUCGGAAAUUGAUUAUUAAAAAUGAUAAUCGAUUAAGGACUCAGUAUGGCCGUUUUGCCAGAGUCGUCACUGAUCAGGUUGUACUCAAUUGACGUUUAUGUCUACAUGUGUUUCCCUAGACAGUUGACAUUGUUUUGUCAUGGCCAGCAAAAAGCGGCUAAAUAAGCCAAGCCUGAAAAUAUUUCCCAAGGAAAUAUGCAGGCGCUUGCCAAGAAAAAACAAAUUAUUUAUGGUUCAAGUUUGUUGGAGCCUCGCUUGUCCUGGACCAUAAUGCUAAUGAAAUGGAUUACUUAUGACAGAGUUUGAACUUCGCUAAACAGCAUCACUUGGCAAGUUGAUAUUGCCAUGUCUGUACGUUAUAAAAGAAUAAAGAUAUAUUUAUAUUUUAGGUCCAAUAUUAGGCACAACAAUAGGUACACAUUCCUAAGUAAACUUUCCAUAUUAUUUUCUUUACUAAUGGAGUUUGUAUAAAUUGUAUUUGUUAAAAAAAGCGUUUCCGACUCUAUGAAUAUUCCUAAUCAGGAUCAAUAGGAGAGUCGAUCUAGCCAUGUCCGUCUGUUUGUCGUUGUAUGGUUGAGCACUUAAUAUGUAAAAUUAAUGAGAUAUAAGUUUAGUUCACGAAAACGGCGUUCCCUUAAGUUUGAAGAAUUCAGAGUAAGAUUGAAAACAUUCCGACAAAAAACGACCAAUCAACUGGCAUUAAAUUGGGCUGGCGGGCAGAGCUGAGCUGAGAAAUAAUCAGUAACAAAUGCAUUCGCACCAAUUUACAACAUGAUGUUGUCCUCGCAGGCCUGCGCCGCUUAACCAGCCGGCAAAAAAUAAGUAAAGCUUAUCAAUAUUCUGACUGUGUACUCGUGUCACACAGAACACUGCGCAAUCAAUGCCUCCGCGGUGCGGUGGCUUUGGGUAAAUUCUAAAUUAAACUUCAAUUGAGGUUUUGUCCUCUGUUCCUUCUGUUUUUCCUUGGUGAUACUGUGCCUUUGGGCCUUCCACAGCAGCUGCCACUGCCGUUUGUUUGAAAUGGUCAACGGAAUGCGACCAGUUUUGCCGAAGUAAGCAUCCAGCGAAACAAACUGUUCGUUGCCAUGAAGGCCGAAUUGCAAACCGUCGAAAAACAAUGUUAUCGAAAAAUUGGUGCCUGGAGCUGGGACUGCUGGGGACGCCUUUGGAAAAAAAGGUCGCAAAAUCAAUCACUUUUUCCAGUUUGCAGCGCAUAUCAUAUAUGUAUGAUGAUCAUGUGCAUGCGCUAAUCCAGUUGAGUCAGACUAACUGAUCGGAAGGCAGUGACAAUGCAAGUUCGCACUGUCAGAAUCAAUUACGUACCAACGAAAUGACAGUAGCCUUUUAUGUGGACCUUGGAUUAGGAAGGACACUUUAAGAUUGGAAGUGCGACUUGGGGCGAAAUCCAUUUAUAAUUACCUCCGUUACUCGUAGAGUGUGUAAUAGGGUAUGUUGUGUUCGUUGAAAAAUAUAUAACAGGUGAACAAGAUCUGUCUGUCCGUAUGAACUUAACGAGUUUCUUUUUUUUGUAUUUAUUAAAAUAAAAUGAUUAUCCAUUGUAAACAUUGCAAACAAACUUAUUUAUUAAAAUAAAUAAAUUGACGAAGGCAAGCUUCGAAUGUUUAAAUAUUUUAAUUUGCAUUUCAGUCUCACUGUCCUUGCCCACUGAUGUGCGUGCUCAAUUCGCAAUACGGGAA
Messenger RNA from Drosophila elegans, 4220 nucleotides. RefSeq names its product galectin-9B. The record is from RefSeq and is a predicted model, not a curated record. The coding region runs from base 182 to 1441 and encodes 419 amino acids. Lineage: Eukaryota; Metazoa; Arthropoda; Insecta; Diptera; Drosophilidae. Gene Ontology annotation, molecular function: carbohydrate binding. The transcript has 3 exons.